CUUCAUCAUAUCUUAACUGUGGGUUUUCAUUUUACAGAAUUGACUGAAAAUGUCAUUUGCUGCAAGAGUUGUCGAGGACACCCGGUUCCCGAUCGGAUGGGAAGUUCUGCCACACCCAGCGUACUUACGAAAAAUUACACUUGCCAUGUACCACAUGUGCCACUCAAAUCGGCACAGCAUGGCUUGGCUGGCAAGCGAGUUCGCAAAGUUGAAGAAGUGCGAACACGGGUCGGUCGGUGCUUUGUUUCUAAUAAUAAUUUCAUGUGCAAAUUAUGUGGACAAAAUUUGAAGGAUGUGAGUCUAUUUUUUCGAUCUCAAUGCAUAUCAGAUUUGUCACAAACAGUGUGCACCCAGCAUGUAAAUAGUUCUCACGAACCUGUUUGCCUUGUGAGCGGAAGUUGAAAGUGAUGCGAAUGAUGUGCCACGUCACCGUGCUUAACAAACUCACAGAAUACAAUAAAGAACGAAACUCCAAACAUUUUGAUAACUUUAUAAAUUUAGAAAGAAAAGAAAAAAAAAGAAGAAAAGAAAAGCAAAAUAUCUAGAAAGCAUUUUUCAAAC
Messenger RNA from Glossina fuscipes, 561 nucleotides. RefSeq lists its product as uncharacterized. NCBI's taxonomy places the organism in Eukaryota, Metazoa, Arthropoda, Insecta, Diptera, Glossinidae. Bases 97 to 402 code for a protein of 101 amino acids. The record is from RefSeq and is a predicted model, not a curated record. The transcript has 4 exons.